Maudiozyma barnettii is the source of this 1722-nucleotide messenger RNA. RefSeq lists its product as uncharacterized. The transcript has a single exon. Gene Ontology annotation, molecular function: transmembrane transporter activity. NCBI's taxonomy places the organism in Eukaryota, Fungi, Ascomycota, Saccharomycetes, Saccharomycetales, Saccharomycetaceae. The record is from RefSeq and is a predicted model, not a curated record. Gene Ontology annotation, cellular component: membrane. Gene Ontology annotation, biological process: transmembrane transport. Bases 1 to 1722 code for a protein of 573 amino acids.
AUGGAAGAAGUAAACGAUUUUGAAAUGGUUAAUCCUGAGAGUGAUCAUAUAUUAGGAUCUGGAUCCCAUGAUCUAGAGUCAUCUUCCGAAAGUCCUUACCCAGGGAUACCAACUACCAGUGAACCUCCAUUGUCAAAAAGAUUUAGAGAGGAAAUCAGACAACAUCAUGCGCAUCUGCAGGUCUGGCAAAGACCAAGUCUUCUAGUGAUCUGCACGAUUAUUGGCUUAUACUGUUUAUCCGAGAUGCUAUUUAUUACACCAAUGAUUUCGCUUUCAUUGAACAAAGUCUGUGAGGGUUUAGAACAGGAUACGGACCCAAAGACAUCCUCAUUGUGUGAUAUGAGUCAAGUUCAAACAACAUUGUCAUUUAUUACCUGCUUUAAAAUGAUUUUAUGUAACUUAAUUAGUCUUGUUGUUGCAGGAAAGAUUGGUCCAUUAUCGGAUAGAAUAGGUAGAACUAAAAUAUUCGUAUAUAUGGGUCUCGUAACAAUUAUUGGUAAUACAAUUAGUGCUUUCUCCGUAUCUUCCUAUAUAGGGACACAUAUCUACUUCAUCAUAUUUGCAGGAUCAAUGACAUCAUUUACUGGGGGUACUUUUGCAGUAGCAGCUAAUAUCAACAGUUAUAUUACUGACGUUAUUGAACCAGAUGACCGAACUGUCAGUAUGGGUACUAUUGGUAGUAUAAUGCAUGCUACAGCAGGGUUAGCACCAUUAUUCAGUUCCUUUUUAAUUAAAGCUAAUAAUGGGAAUGAUAUGGUAUCAAUAUAUUGUUCAAUGUUUGCAAUAAUAUUAUUUACCUUGGUUUGUGUGUUUUUCAUGAAGGAACCAAGACAUCCUGAAGCCAUGGAAAUUUCGCAAGCUUCAUAUAAAAAGAGACAAGAAUCUAUGGAAAGUACACAUUCUAUCAAAUUAGGCGGAUCAAAUACAAUUAUAUCUAAAUUAAAACAAACUAUCCAUUUCAAAAUGGUUCAAUUCUUUGAUGUAUUUUCACCAUUGAAAGAAUUAUGGUUACCACCAACAAGCCAAGGUUCUUUAAUACCAAGAUACAAUGUAUUACUAUUAGUUGUUGUGGAUUCGUUAGUCGUAUUAAUUAGAGUAGCUAUCAUGCCUGCAUUAAUUCUUUUCACUACAUAUGAAUAUGGUUGGAAAUCUGUUGAAAUUGGCUAUUUUAUAUCAUUCUCUGGAAUAAGUAAUGCUAUCAUUCUAGCUGUAUCAUCAUGGUGUGUCAAGAGAUGGUUCCAAAAGAAACAUAAGAAAUUGAAUUAUUCUGUAGAUCGCAUUGAUAUUACAAUUUUUCAAUUUGGUUUUAUAUGCUUCUUUAUUGGCACCCUAGUAUUUAUGACAAAUGCUUCAAACUAUAAGUAUUUACUAAUAGACGUGAUUAUUAAAUGUAUCGGCAGUGUAAUAGAUCCAUCUCUGCAAUCAGCAAUAGCGAAAUAUUACGGUACAAAUACAGGUCAAUUAUUUGGAGCACUUGCAUUAUUACAUAUUAUGGGUAUGCUAGUCUUACCAGCUAUCAUGUUAGGAAUGUACGGUGCAACUGUGUCAUUUAAACCAGAAGCAUUCUUAUAUUUACCACUAAUAGCAUCCAUUAUAGGUUUUACAUUGACAUUUUUCUUAAGGGUGAUUUACAUUGAGGAGCCCCUUUUUAAGGAAACGGAGAUUGACCAUGAUGGUGACAUCAUGAAUGACAACGACUCACAGGUUGAGAAUUUAACAUAA